CAUAGCAAAAUGUAUUGGAAGUACAUCGCCUUGUUGAUUUCACUGAUAGGAACAACUCUCGCUAUAUACCCAUAUUUCGAUACGCAAGACUUCAUAUAUAAUGUACCGAAAGUGUACAGGAUCUCGCUUACUCUGGACAAAUUGUUGGAAUACUACGAAAAAAAACCAUCAAAAGAUCCCGAGUGGUAUAUCGCUCUUAGGAUGGCUAGGGGUCAACUUGAGUAUACAAUAAAUGAAUUGGACAAAUCAGUGCCCGCGAAGUUAAAGGAGAAUUUACAGAAUAUAACCAGGCGAAUGGAUCGAAUUUAUAAUGGCACGAAUUUAGCAACACUCGUGUAUCGCAGUAAAGAUUAUGAAUACGUUUCCAAAGCAAUUAUUGAGAAUAUAGAAGUUUUUUCAUCACUGCUCGAGCCACUGACGAUCGGUACAAUGGGCACACAAAAACCUUUUCGGUUCAACUUCGAACAAUACGUUCAAGAGACGAGAACAAAAAUGCCAACGAGAAAAGCAGCAGAUGCAUGCAUGAUGCAACUGCUUAUAUCAGCUAUGGAGACACAAAACCAGGCCGAUGGAAGUUGCGAGAUGACAUCUGAAUGUCAAGCACAACUGAUGCAGGGAUCUGGCCUGGGCUUUCAACAAACCAGCCGGGUCCGUGGAAUUGUUCUCGCUCGUCUCUUUGACUGCAUGGAAGGAGUUGAUCUUUCUGCUCAAAUUUAUAAGCUUUGCAUACAGGUUUACAAAGAAACGAAGUCGUUAGAGGCUUGGGAUCACCCGGCUGGUACUAGAACACUAUUUAUGCAACAAAUACUGUAUUGCGCUUCGCAAGGCUAUGGAGAGUUUAUAAAGCCACGGUGGAUGAACAAGAUUGUCUCAUGGCAGGAACCCAAAGGAUGUUAUGCAGAUGACAGACAACCAUUUUUACGUCUAACUGGAUUUGUUGGGCCCGCCUCUUCUGCGCCGCCUAAAGAUAGAGAGGAACACUAUCGAGUCAAGAAGGCAGCGGCAUCUGAAGGCGGUUCCUGCAACUCUUUGACUUCAGCUAUGGCUCUGGGUUCUCUGGUGAUAUACGUUCGUGCGCUUUUGGAGACAGACCAAGCAUUCCAAUAUGACGUUCUUGUUUAAUAAGUGAUUUGUUAAAUGUUUAUUAAUAAAUAUAUCAUUUUU
This is a messenger RNA of Pararge aegeria (speckled wood butterfly), 1164 nucleotides long. RefSeq names its product UPF0764 protein C16orf89 homolog. NCBI's taxonomy places the organism in Eukaryota, Metazoa, Arthropoda, Insecta, Lepidoptera, Nymphalidae. Bases 10 to 1122 code for a protein of 370 amino acids. The record is from RefSeq and is a predicted model, not a curated record. The transcript has 6 exons. Gene Ontology annotation, cellular component: membrane; cytosol.